CUUUUCAGGUUCCCUCGACCUCAUAGCCAGAAAAAAGAAACCCCACCCCCAAAACCAGAAGAGAAGAAACCCUCUCGUCUCCCCUCUUCCUCCCUCUCGCCGGCGGCGAAUUCAAGCUCACGGCCUCUCCUCUCCGCCUGCGGGUUUGCUCGGAGCGCGCGAGCUUCCUCUAGGGUUUCGGCGGAUCAGCGCGCCCGAUGGCGGGCGCGAAGGCGGAUGCGAAGGCGGAGACCGGUGGCGGCGUGUUCAGCGAGAAGGGGCUCGCCGAGAAGCUCAGCAAACUCAACAGCUCGGCCGCCAGCAUCCAGACACUUUCGCAUUGGUGUGUUUUUCACCGGAAGAGAGCCAGAAGAGUUGUUGACACAUGGGAGAAGCAGUUUAAUAGUGCAACAAAGGAUAAGAAAGUAUCGUUCCUGUAUCUAUCAAAUGACAUCCUGCAAAAUAGCAAACGCAAGGGUGGAGAAUUUGUGAAUGAAUUCUGGAGGGUUCUUCCUGGAUCACUGAAAGAUGUCUAUGAUAAUGGGGGAGCACAUGGAAAGAAAGUGGUCACGAGAUUAAUAGGGAUUUGGGAUGAGCGGAAAGUCUUUGGAACCCGUAUUGAAGGCCUGAAAGUUGAAAUCCUUGGUGAGAACCCUCCUACAUUAGAUAACAAUGACAAUCCUAGCCCUAAUCCAUCUUCAGAUUCCAAAGCCGUUGGGAAGGAUUCCAGUACAACUGUUAAAAAACUGGCUGUUGGCGGGAUGCCUGAAAAGAUUGUAAUUGCAUAUGAAUCUGUAGUUGAUCAACAUUUUGAUGAAGACACAGCUUUAAACAAAUGUACGACUGUAGUUAGUGUUUUGGAGAAGAUGGAGAAAGAUGUAGACAGUGCUUGUACCCAUGGUAUCCCACAAGCAUCAUCAUUGAUUUCUGACCUUCAAGAACAGGAGGCAAUCCUGAAGAAGUGCAUCGACCAACUUGAAAGUGUUGACAUAGCUAGGAUAAACCUGAUCAAUCAACUAAAAAUAGCCCUCAAUGAACAGGAAACCAAAUCGGAACUUCUUCGCACCCAGUUGCAAGUUGCUCGAACAGAGGUUGAACAUGUGAUGCAACUCAGGCAACGACUUGGUGCUGCCCCUACCAUGAAUGGUGCAGGAUCUAGCUCCAGUCAACCCAUCAUUACAUUUCCGUCAGAGCAAACAACUGCCAUGAUACAGAAUUCAGCAGGAAUGCCAAUAUCUCCUCAGUUUCAGCCAGUACAUCCAGCAACCUCGCUUCCCACCAUGGCUAGUGCUACUACAGGUGAUGAGCCCAAGACAACAGCAGCAGCUAUGGCAGAUAAGCUUGCGUCCUUGUCAUCUCGCGAGCAAGUGCUCUCCUCCAUUUUCUCAUCCCUUGCCGCUGAACAAGCUGCUGCCAUAAAUAGCGGUUCGCCUUCUGGAGACCCCUCUGCAGGGCCUCCAGGCUUCGAGAGACCAAAGCGGCCUAGACUUGAGCAGCAGGCUGGUGAUAUGGGUGCUCCCGGCUUCUUUGCACCACAACCCCAGGUGCAACAACAGAUUGGAGCAGUGCCUACUUCUGUUGGAGUCACACAGAUACCGACACAGGCUAACCAAGCACCAGGUUCAUUUCCACCACCUCCACCUCCAUUGCCACCUAUGAUGCCGCCACUUAUGCAGCAAUUUGGUCAAAAUACCGGAGGUCCUGCUGGGAUGUUCGGAAUGAUACCUUUCGGGAUGAUGUCCGGUUCUAUGCCCCCUGCGCUUCCAAUGUUGCCGGCAGGUUUUGCUAUACCAAGUGGACCACCACCUCCACCUCCUCUCCCACCAGUUCAGAACCAGCAGCAGCAGCAGUCUCCACAGGCACCCCAGCAAUCUCCAACAUCAACGGGGUUCUUCCCGACGUCAAGUGCUGGGUUCUUCCCGCCAGUUCAGAUGCAACAAUCUCCAUCUGUCCAACGGCAAUGAUCUUCCAUUGCAAUUGUCGGGGUAUAAAGGUGGCACACUGUGCUAACCUUGUACAUUAAACAAUAAUCCCGGAGUAUUAUGUGGUUAGGUUACAAGUUCCUGCAGGCGAAGCAGGAUCUAUUGCCUAUGAAAAUAGGCGCUCGGUGGCUUGUGUGAUGUAUAACUGUUCCUUUUGGGUCUGUGAGGGGUUUGUUUGAUACUUCCUGGCCGUAUUAUGAAGUAGUUAGACUCUUCUGAAUUUGCAUAGCUGGUUAAUUAGUGCAGAGGCAAAGAAAUGGGAUAACACUGAUAUUGUUUCUUAAUAGCUGUUGCCCCAAUGAUACUACAUUCUUAGGGGCUCUUCAAAUGUAGAACUUACCACUAGAUGGGAUCCGAACUGUAACUAUUUUUCGUAUACUAAUAUUAUUGUUGUUGUUUAAGUUUAUUUUAUACUGAUUA
Messenger RNA from Brachypodium distachyon (stiff brome), 2381 nucleotides. Its product is annotated as UPF0400 protein C337.03. Gene Ontology annotation, biological process: mRNA 3'-end processing. The coding region runs from base 198 to 1943 and encodes 581 amino acids. The transcript is spliced from 8 exons. NCBI's taxonomy places the organism in Eukaryota, Viridiplantae, Streptophyta, Magnoliopsida, Poales, Poaceae. The record is from RefSeq and is a predicted model, not a curated record. Gene Ontology annotation, cellular component: RNA polymerase II, holoenzyme. Gene Ontology annotation, molecular function: RNA polymerase II complex binding.